Messenger RNA from Nelumbo nucifera (sacred lotus), 2912 nucleotides. NCBI's taxonomy places the organism in Eukaryota, Viridiplantae, Streptophyta, Magnoliopsida, Proteales, Nelumbonaceae. The record is from RefSeq and is a predicted model, not a curated record.
UAAGUGCCGGUGUCUCAGUUUCAUCUCUUCGUUCCCUUCAGUUCCGCACUGCAAAGAUGCAGCCCAUUAAAUCGUGUGAAGUUCGUUGUUUGAGGUAAAGCUCCACGAACGGAAUCUCCGUCCCCCCCGGGUCUUAGUUGUAAAAGCCGCUAUCUGUAUUUACAUCCGUUGAACUGCGUUGCACGUGAAUGAAAAUUUUAACAUUAGAGGUGUCAGGAUCUGGUUGCUUUGCUACAAUUUGGUAUAGAUAUUGUGAUUCGAUCGUCCAUUAUUGAGUCGUACGAAGUGCACUAAGUAUGGUAAGCUUGUAGUUUAUGAUAUUAAUCAAGGGGAGGAGGGAGUGAGUGAGGCGGUUGAUCAUUUUACUGUACUUGCAAGCUCUAACAGUGGAGUUAAAUGCCCAGAUUGUAAGCUUUCAGAACUUCACUAUUAUGUAAAAAUUCGAAUCAUGUUUGCAUUGGCAAAGGACUUGGUAAAAUGGUGUAGUGGGUAAGAACUCCUCGCAAUUAAAGAAAACCAUCAGCUGCGUUAUAGGGACCAUGUUCCUGGUGUUGCCUAAACCUUGAUGGACAAGGACUCAACCUUUCAGAUACACAGGGACAUGAAAAUGGUAAGAACAUCUGAAAGUAGUAAUGCUUGUGUUUUGGACUCUCUUCAGAUGCUUCUCCCGCAGAACCUUGGCACGGCACAUAUUCCACAGCUGAUAUACACAAAGCCUGAAGACGUCAAUGGCAUACAAAUUCUUGAAGAAUGAAAAUUCCAAUGGCUUAAUUUCAGGACCUUCACAGAUGGAGUUGGAGAACCAUAAUGACACAGAGAUGUUUCAAGAAUCAUUUCAGCCACCUGAUAGAGAAUUAGAAAUGAAGAACAGUGAUAUUUGGAAACUUUUCAAAGAUGCUCAGCGAAAUAUUCUGUACUUGAACAAGCAACGUCUUAUGGCAAUGGAGGAGCUUAACAAAACUCAAAGAGAGAAACAAAUAUUGAUAGAUAGGAUAGAAAAGCUGGAGCUGGGAAAGCAGGCUAACAUGCAACAAGAGAAGCCUGCAAUCUGCUCUGAGUUGCUGCUCCGAAUAGAUUCAUUGGUCCUAACAGGCAUGAUUAGCAAAGGGGAAGCAUCUAACUUCAGAAGGUUGGUCACAGAAAAUAAAGUUGGUCUGCUUGAUGCUUUUUCAGAGAUCUGGCAGAAAAGAGAUUCUGAGCUACUAGAAGAACUUCACCUUUUUUCUGAUGAAAGCAAGCGAAAAGCUUUUCAUGUCAUCCACAUUUGUACUGAAAUGGCACCGGUGGUGUCAGUUGGGUCUUUGGGAUCAUAUGUGACUGGCUUGUCUUGGGCACUGCAAAGAAAGGGCAAUUUGGUGGAGAUUAUUUUACCCAAGUAUACAAGCCUGGACCUAGAUCAAGUUAAAGGACUACGCAAAGUUGAGGCAGAGUUCUAUUCAUAUUUCAAUGGUCAGUCGCAUGGAAACAGAAUCUGGACUGGUGUUGUAUAUGGUAUUGGGGUUACUUUAAUUGAGCCAAUAUUCUAUUUGGGGCUUUUUAACCGCGAGAAGAUCUAUGGUUACUCAGAUGACUUUGAACGAUUUACUUACUUCUCUCGUGCUUCCUUGGACUAUCUUGUAAAAUCAGGAAAGCAGCCCGAUAUUUUGCAUAUACACAAUUGGGAAACUGCUAUUAUUGGGCCACUUUUUUGGGAUAUUUUUGUUAACAACCAGGGACUGGGAAGCACCAGAAUAUUGUUCACAUGCCAUGGCUUUGGUUCUCAGUGUCUAGAGAAACCAGAUAAGCUAGCUCUGUGUGGUCUUGAUCCUUCUAGACUCCAUCGUGCUGACCGACUGCAAGAUAACUCUAAGAGACAUCUUGUCAAUAUUUUAAAGGGUGGAAUUGUGUACUCUAACAAAGUUGUGAUGAUGUCAUCAAUCCACUCCAAAAGCAGGAUUAUUCGAAGUCUGAGUCAUGGGUUGGAGCCCACCUUAUCCAUCCACAAGGAGAAAUUGUUGCUUGCUCCUUAUGGACUUGAUGACACUGUAUGGGAUCCUUCUAAAGACAAACAUCUUCCAGCAAAGUAUUCAGCAGAUGACACCAAGGGAAAAACUAUUUGCAAAGUUGCAUUGCUGCAGCAACUGGGCCUAUCAAGACAUGCUUCUAGUUCUACAACUGUUGUUGGAUGUAUCUAUUCAAACUUCACUGAUGUUGACAUAGAGAAUCUGAAGUCAGCUUUCCGGCUUGCAUCUAGAAGGGGGGCUCAGUUCAUCUUUAUGGGAACUAGUAAAGUAGAAAGUGUAAACACAGCAUUGGAGUUAUUUAAGAAAGAGAUCAAGGAUGAAAAUGCAAGAUUUAUAAACAAGUACGACGAAGCAUUAUUACACUUAAUGUUUGCAGGCUCUGAUAUCAUGUUAUGCUCAUCUUUCCUUGAUCCAGUACUUCAAGUGCCGCUCAAAGCUAUCAAAUAUGGAGCUGCUCCAGUUGAUAUAACCUUGAACAGUAACAGGAUCAGGCAUUCCAUGGAUCAUGACCUUGAGAGUACAAGGUCCUCACAGUACAUCAUGACUACAUUUGCAAAUAUGUCAUUAAGCGAAGCCCUUGAUCAGAUUCAAAGUGAUCCAUCUCGGUGGGAUUGGAAGAUAAAAGAAGGAAUGUCUAAAGACUUCUCAUGGGAAGCGGAAUGCUAUGAUGUACAUUUAGGUGCUUAUACAUCUAUAAUGAACGUGUGAAGUAGAGAAUGUGCACAUACAGAUGUAUUCAUCAUGUUUGUAUGUGUGUAAACUAUUUGUAUUAAUGUGCAGAUGUACCCAUAUAUAUGUAUUUGUUUAUAGAUCCGUAUGUAUAUAAACGUGCAAGGAACAGAGGUUAGCUUUUGGGAUCUGUUUAAUAAAUUGUGCCUUGGAAAGAUUUUACGUCACUCUUCAUUGUCA